Bipolaris oryzae ATCC 44560 is the source of this 534-nucleotide messenger RNA. RefSeq lists its product as uncharacterized. The coding region runs from base 1 to 534 and encodes 177 amino acids. Lineage: Eukaryota; Fungi; Ascomycota; Dothideomycetes; Pleosporales; Pleosporaceae. The transcript has a single exon. The record is from RefSeq and is a predicted model, not a curated record.
AUGUUUAGAGCGCUCGCCGUUGUGUCGCACGUCUGUCCGCGAAGCGGUGAUGCAGCCGUUCGGUUCGCGGGAUUACCCAGCGGCAUCACUAGAGUAGGCAGGGCCCUGGCCGCCCCCUUCCAAACACCAGCCGCACGCCAGCAAAUCCUCAUCAGCGUCACACUGCCCGCUCCCCAUUCGCCCGACUGGCCCAGCAAAAUCCAGAUCGUUACCGACACUCGCUUUGUGACUACUGCCGCCCACCCACUCACGACACUGGUUGCGGCCAGGGUGCAAUCUAGCCGUGAGCCUGUGCCCAUUUUCUGCUCAAGCAUCCAACAAGGCAGAACCAUGUCGGCACAAACUCAUUAUGCCACUGUCAACAGUUGCCCGUGGUCAAAUGCAUAUUCGCGCGUUCCCGACACCAGUCAAGAUCACCGUUGCCAAAAUUCAGCAGAGCUUCGGAUUAAGGUGCCUCGGUUGCUUGCGGAACACGCAGUCGGCCUUACAAGGGUGAUCCCAUCACUAAGUGCCUCCAAUUGCUGGCAGCUUUAA